GGGGGGGGGGGGGACUGUAUGCCAUAUUGUAUGUCGACCUGAGCCACAUCAUGAGCCACAGGAAAACCUCGUCGAUCAGCCAGCACGAGACAAUGCUAUCGCCUGUGUGCUAGCACCAAUGUGCCAACAUAGAAGCCCACACAAUCGCUGGCAGUGCCUACUUUGUGUGCUAUCUAUGCUAGCGUCUGUAUGCCACCACUUGUGUGCUAGCAUAGAUGUGCCAGCGCCUAUGCAACCAGAGGAGCCCACACAGACGCUGGCAACGCUUACCUAACAUGCUCUCUGUUUGUCAGCAUCUGUGUGCUAGCAACUGUGUGCCAGCAUUCGUCUUCUCAGUAGCAGCCACC
Molecule: messenger RNA, 347 nt
Organism: Colletotrichum godetiae
Lineage: Eukaryota; Fungi; Ascomycota; Sordariomycetes; Glomerellales; Glomerellaceae
Exons: 1
Coding region: 119-274 (51 amino acids)
Source: RefSeq, a predicted model, not a curated record